This is a messenger RNA of Olea europaea var. sylvestris, 625 nucleotides long. RefSeq lists its product as uncharacterized. NCBI's taxonomy places the organism in Eukaryota, Viridiplantae, Streptophyta, Magnoliopsida, Lamiales, Oleaceae. The coding region runs from base 1 to 294 and encodes 97 amino acids. The record is from RefSeq and is a predicted model, not a curated record. Gene Ontology annotation, biological process: seed dormancy process. The transcript has a single exon.
AUGGCAAAGAGUAAAGACGAUAUUAAGUACGCAAAAGCACAGGCAAAGCUUUCAGAAGAUGAAGCUCUGAGAGUAAGCUACAAGGCCGGCACCCCACUUGAAGGCGGCAAAAUUGCUGACUCUGAACCUGUUGAUCUUUUCUCCAGUGCUCGCCAUAUCGCUGAGCAACAAGCUCAAGAAGAAAGGAAGAUUGCCGACUCCGAACCAGUUGAUCUUUUCUCCAGCGCCCGCAAUAUAGAAAAACCGGAGACUGACCGUCAAAGCUCCGGUGAUCAACCACAGCUGCAGCGUUGAUCCCACUGGUUACUAGUACAACACAACAGAUUUCUAUCUGUAUAAUUUCCUUCUGGUUUGCUACCAUUUUAGAUUGUCUUAAUUUUGAAUAUGUGAAAUGUUCUUAAUAAUAAAUUAACUAAUAAAAAUUAAUCGAUAAAAAAAUUCGAAUUGCAAGUACUUUAUAGAAUUCUACAGGUACUAAUACAUAAUAGGUAAAAUGAUAAUUCGAACAUGAUGUCAAAGUUAACCGUAUGAAUUCUGAAACAUGACAAUCAUGAAAAGGAAUGAUUUAGCUGUUUCCACUACAGUUUUAUAUAAACAUAUUUGCAGAAAGGCAAUUUUAGUUGUA